AUGUGCUCCUUUAUCGGCCAAAUCUUAUAUGGAGCGGUAAUGCUGGCGGCUCUCGGAUUGACACUGGGAUCCAUGUUUACCUCAGGUAGUUUAACGGACUUGAAUCUUCAACGAUUUAUUUUUAUACCAGACAUGGUUAAAAGUACACCUGACCCGACCCCUUUAAAAUUUUUCAAAGCCCGGCCAGGCGGGACAUUCAACUCAGCAGGGUCUUAAAGUACGGCCGCCCAAAAAAUUUUUUUUUGUUAUAGCUGUACUCUCGUUUAUUACUAGGCCGUUUGCAAAAUCACUGGAGUGAUUUUCGCGACAUGCACUCUGAGAAAACAAAAGCUGACUUUACAUUGCAGUGCACAUGUGCAUGCACUGUGCAAUUCGGCUUUUUGCACCGUGCAAUAAACUUUUUCGGGCUGUCGCUCGCAGCCUGACUUUCCUUGCACAGUGCACGUUGCCGAAAUGCUCAAAGCAACUCCGAAAUCUCUGUCAUGCUCCGUUCUUCGACAAAAAUAUCCAGUAAUGUCGAUCCUCUUAUGUUUUACAUAAAGUUACUUUACCACUUAGUCGCUCGUGAAACGCAUCCAAAUGUUUCGUUUCAUCCAGUAAAAAAAUAGUAGAGCGGGUCGGGCCUUUCUGUGGCCCAAAGGCCGGCCCCAAAAACGGCCCGGCUCCUUUCAAAAUUUCCAGAGCCCGGCCCCCCAGCCAUGUUUGGUUUAUAGUUCAUAUUGGAAAACUUGUAAAUAAAUAUAAUUAUAGAAUGGCGAAAAAUAACGGACACUGGUCGAGGCGACUCCUCAGGGGGAUUAUUCAACUUUGACUGCCAAUUCAGCGAUUUAAGUCAAUGCAGAAGUGUCUUUGAUGUAAGUUUAAUAAAUCAUCACUAAUAUUGUCCUUCGAGAACACCUUGUUGAAUAAUCUUUUUAGUCCCGAGAAACCUGGGAGAAAGUAGUUAUCAUCGCCAUGAUCGUCGCUGUAAUUCUGGAAGCCUUGGCCGUCGCUUGGACCGUCUUCACCUUCUUUGCCUGCUGCUGUCGCAAGAAUAUGUUAUAUCCUUACGCUGGCUUCGCAUUAUGCUCCUUGAUCGCUCUGGUUUUGGCGUUGGCAUUCUUCUUCGCCCACUAUAAAGAUCAAAUCGGCGGUGGUAAGUAAAAAUUUUUUUAUACAUUUGAACGGUAUCUCAAGUGUUUGGCCAAAUUUCAAAACGUUUCCUUCCACGAGAAAAAACAAAUUGAGUGCAAAUUUUGUUUAGAGACUCCUGGGUUUGUUUGUUUUAAGCGAGUUUGUACAAUGAUUCAUCCUUGCCUGAUAAUUUUGGUACCAGAAAAGUCAUAAAACUGUCCUAAUGUGUACGAUUCGGUCGCAAUUGCAGACAACCCACGCUUGCGCCAUUUCCAUCUAUCAUAAUGACAUAAACAAUUUUAUAUCAAUGAUGACCUUUUGAUGUUGAAAUUUACGGUAAUAAUCAUCUCUUUUUCAGUUUCCACCGACUUGAAUAGCAUCACCGGUCAAGCCAAUCUCGGCUACAGCUUCUAUCUAGGCUGUGGGGCCGCCGUCGCGAAUAUAAUCGGACUUGUGAUCGGCGGACUCACCUCCUGCCUGACCUCCGAAAAGUAA
Messenger RNA from Bursaphelenchus xylophilus (pine wood nematode), 1608 nucleotides. The record is from the annotation of a GenBank genome assembly. Lineage: Eukaryota; Metazoa; Nematoda; Chromadorea; Rhabditida; Aphelenchoididae.